CUGCCACUCUGGGUACGUGGGUGCUCGCUGCGAGCAUGCGGACCUCCUGGCCGUGGUGGCCGCCAGCCAGAAGAAGCAGGCUAUCACUGCCUUGGUGGUGGUCUCCAUUGUGGCCCUGGCUGUUCUCAUUACCACCUGUGUGCUGAUCCACUGCUGCCAGCUCCGCAAACACUGCGAGUGGUGCCGUGCCCUCGUCUGCAGACACGAGAAGCCCAGCGCCCUCCUGAAGGGAAGAACUGCUUGCUGCCACUCUGAGACAGUGGUCUGAAGAUCCCAGAGGAGGAGUUUGGCCAGGCAGCCUCCCAGGCGGCCUGUGACAGCCCAACCACAGAAAGGCUUCUCAGAACAGCGUCACCCGCAGUGUUGGGGCCCUGCAGACGUGCUGGCAGACCCCUCCCCUCAGUGCACAACCACCUGCUCAGCCUUCUGUCCUCCGAGGGCCUUCAAAACUGUGUGAUAAUGCUGCCUGCUGGGCUUUCUCAGUGCACCCUAAAGAAGAGGCCAGUAGACCAUGUUUUAAAGACAAGUUAAACAAGAACCUGAAAAGGCUGGCCUUCUUGCUAACCCACACCAAGCGUGUGCUUGGAUUGGUGUCUCCUGCCAGCCAUGGGUUCCAAGCUGUUUCUUCUCAACGGGCCAUCUGCCCCAGCAGAAACUCCGUGGUUAGUGUACAAAAUGGACAAGGGGAAACAUCUAUUGUUAUAUGAAGACACUGUGGCCUCCCACAAGCCCUGAUAUCUCCUCAUGCUGUUUCCGGGAUGUGUGUCUUAUUUAUUAGAUGGAUAACGGUUUUAUUUUUCAUCUCUCAAGUCAGCAUCAGGCAUUCACGUUAGUGAUACAUGAACAGCUGUGAAGUUACACCAAAUAGAAACAUCCAGCCACCUUGGUAAGUUAGGACCAAAGGGAAGGGAGCCUCGCUGGAGCUGCAGACAGAACUCAAAAUGCAUUCUGAUGGGAACAAAACGGCUAUUCGGAGGCUGUACCACUUAAGACAGGAAAGUUAGCAAAGUUAGAAAAUCCAGUAGCAGAGAGAGUUCUCCCUGAUGGGGGACAAGAGGACAAGAGAGCCUGUGUGGGCACCUAGGGAGGACGCACAUGCCAACACAUGAUUAAGUGGAUUAACUUCCUCGUGAGUCCAGCUUGCAUUAGCAGCAAGCUGUGGGCCAAAUCCAUGAAGGGGACCAGCCCUUUAUUUUCCAUGCUGUUGCCUUGGUUUUUGCUUUAUUUUUAGAAGGAGAAAUUUAACUUUCCUAUUUAUUUUCAAGCAUUAGAGAAAUAUCCCACUGUUUUGUUUUGUUUUGUUUUGUUUUUUUACUCCUUUCAGAAUGUUGGCAUUAUUAACAAAAUUGGCUACCAAGCCUCUCCACUCCCCUUAGGAGAAGCAGACCUGCUCCCUGAUCACCCCAGGGUGCUCUGACCCGUUGGACCCACCCUCAUCCUGGCGCUGCUCUGUACUGUCUGGAGACUCGAUGACAGGAAACACCAAAGCUGCUUAUUGAGGAGGCCAUCCUUAACUCAGAAGUGAAAAGUCCAACCCCCUCUGCCCUCCGUGGCCUCCAGUUAAUGUGCUGGCAGAAGGGCAUUUGAUAUACCAUGUUGGCUUGAAGUUUCUGUCAGAAAGUUUUGCCUACUCCUCAUUCUUCUCCAUUCCACCUUCUUCUGUGAAUUGUUCUCUUCUCGUGUGAUCUAGGCCCUGAUCUGCCCCAGGUCUUAACCCUAGCACUCUGGUCACAAUGCCUGAAGCCCUAAAAGAAGAAGCUGGAUCUGUUCAUUGCUGCCCUUCCUCCAGCUACUUAGCUGACAUGGCUCCAGGCAGACAGCAUUAUUUUCGUUAUUAUUAUUUUGUUUUGGUGUUUUAUUUUGUUUUGUUUUGUGAGACAAGGUCUUGCCCUGUAGCUCAGGCCAGUCUUGAACUCAAGAUCCUCCUGCUUCAGCCUCCUGAAUGCUGGCCGUACCCAGCAGAGUUAUUUGUUUGUUUGUUUAUUAAAAUAGGUUAAGUUUGCUUUCCUUGGGUCAUACAUGUGGGUCAAGGCCAAGAGUACCAAGAGUAGCCUGCUGCUCUGAGACCAAUCAGCCGUGCUUGACUUUCUAGACCUCUACUGGCUCCAGCGCUCUCAGCUGAAGUCCUGGCUCGGGGCCAAUACAAAUGGACGUGCAGGGCUUGUUUUAACUUAGUUCACACUGUUCGCUUCCGAUGGCAGAUCCUUUCUGGUCGUCUGGCUGCUUUUAAAGAGUUUGAACUGAUAUCAAAAUAUUAAUGGGAACUUCCUUACCUGAUGUCCCAUCCUAAAUAUGUUACCAUCCAAGACUCAGCAGAGGUGGGGAAAAAAUUAGGAUGAAAUCAUGAUGGUGAAGGCAGAGGAUUCUCAGGAGGACCUCAGCUUCAGUGUCUCCACAUUCCUGUUCAAGGCCCAGCCAGUCACAGCAGCCAGUGCCCUGCAGUGCCUGCACACAGACACAGCCAGCUCACAUGGCCCCUACAAGUGCCUUCCCAGCCACCCCCUUUGCAAAACAAUGGAUCUGGAGAAUCAGAAGCUAAAAGUAGGUUGAGGCAAGUCUGGUUGGACAUCAUCCUGGCCCCAGCAUACAGCAGCCCUGCUUUGGUGACUUUGAUUUUGGAAGUCAGUCAAAUGUUGUGUCUCUUCUUUGUCAUCUCACAGCAGUUAGUGUACCAACAUCCACCUGUCGGUUCACACUGCACUCCCUCAGCACCCUCCUGUCAGUUCACACUGCACUUCCUGGCCCUCUCUUGAUGUUCAGCGCAGCAGUAAAUAGGAGCAGCAGCCACAUAUGACAGUGGCCAGCACAGCCGUUCCAGUGACUUGGGGAACUAUGGACAUUCCCAUUGAAUGAACUGAAACUAAUUCUAGGGACGUUUCAAUGGCUCAGUGAGUAAAGGCACUUAUCAACAUCCUGAGAACCUGAGUUCAACCCCUGGGACCCACAUGGUAGAAGGAGAAAACCAAUUUGUCCAGGGUGCCUUCUGUUCUCCACACACAGGGGCAUGUGUGCAUACAUACACACACACAUAGACACACAGGGCCAUGUUUACACACAUACACACACGCACACACAAUCUAAUUUAUAAAAAUGAAUUCUAGAAAGGCCCCCCAUUCCUCUAGCUGUAACUUUAAACCUACCAUGGGUCACAUUUUCUCGGUGGAAAAAAAUAUAAUAGUGACUCCAGUCUGAAAGGUAGAUUCCAGGCAGGUACAUAUGGAACCAAGCCACGACUCAGUUUGUUGUGUAUCCCAUAAAAAGGUGGGAACUAUAAUCCCAAGAUCCCCUUUCUCAAAAAAAGGGGGGGGGGGCUACUCACAACGGUGAGGGAAGAGGCUCUCUCUGGGCCCCCGGGGCCAGGUUUCCCAGUGCCUGUGAGCCCCAGAAUAGACCAGCAACAUUCUAAGCCUGCCUGCAGGCCCCAGUCCUGAGUGAGUUCCAAGCUUGUUUCUUCCCCAGGACCAAGAGGAGGCCACACAGAACACCACAUAUGUUUUUGACACAGGGUUUCUCCCUGUAGUCCCGGCCAGCCUUGAACCCAUUAUUCCCCUGCCUCAGCCUCCUAGAUUACAGGUGUGUGCCACCAUACUUGGCUUAUGUUUGUUUCUAAUGUUCCGGUGUCAGGUGUAUUCCCUGAAGCCACUGAUCUAUCUCAAAGACACAGUGUUGUGUGCACACGUGACCGUGCGCGCACACACACACAGAGUACUGGAACGCAACUCCUCUCCACGGUGUGAUAAGUUUUUUGUAAGGGACCUGAUGCUGUUUUUAGGGCUCAUCAUUCUGACUUCAGUAUAUGAUGCACUGACGGUUACUAUGUAAUGUUUUAAUUUAUUUUAUGUGGUAAGUUAAUUUUGGUCUCUGUAAUGUAUUAAUGUGAUUAGAAGCUUUUUUCCUUAAUAUCUGAAUUAUACUUAAAGAGUAGCAAGGAAUAUAAGAUACUGUUGUGUUUUUCAGAAAUGUGUAUUGUUACCCAGUUGUAUUGUACCUUGUCUGGAAGGAUGAAGGAAUGAAAUCUUUUUUUUCCUAAAUAUCAAGACUGAAGUUUUUCUUUAAUGUGGCUGAAAUACGAUUUUCUCUGCAAAUGUGAAUGAGAAAAAAGUA
This is a messenger RNA of Psammomys obesus (fat sand rat), 4104 nucleotides long. Its product is annotated as protransforming growth factor alpha. Gene Ontology annotation, biological process: positive regulation of mitotic nuclear division; epidermal growth factor receptor signaling pathway; positive regulation of cell population proliferation. The record is from RefSeq and is a predicted model, not a curated record. NCBI's taxonomy places the organism in Eukaryota, Metazoa, Chordata, Mammalia, Rodentia, Muridae.